AUGGAAUCAGACCCAAUGCAUGGUGACCCCAUGUACAACAAAACGAAACGGUGCCUGGUUCUGUGGCAACUUCAGGACCAUUGGCAAGUCACCACCCAACCUUCAGAGGCCUCCAGAGGCCCCUUCCUCCUGGAUCAACAAACCCAGCUGCCCUCCAUUUUCCUCCAGGAAGGGAAGGGGGAGCCUUCCGCCUGGGAUGCGCAGGAACAAGCUCCAAGCCUGCAUUCACCCUGCCUAGAGCUCCAGUCGCCCCUGUGGCUAUGCCACGACACAGAGAUACCUCAGGAGCUCCUAAAGAGUUCCUACAGUGACCUAGGAGACAUCUGGAGCAGUGAGAGUGAUGUGGCAAGCAUGAGACACCUCUGCCCUGAGAAAUGCAGUAACAUCAGCCUGGUGAGCAGCGGGUACGUGGGGGACAAGGAGAACAGUGAGGUCAGCUUGGUGGGCAGUGGUCGAGUCACAAAGUUGAGCAGAGGUCUGAAGAACCAGGUGGGCAGCCCCCCGACCAGCCAUCUGUGUGCCACCCACCCUCCUACCCAGUUAGAGAGCCGGAAGACCAGUCAAGCCGACAGCACCAAGCAGACUGGAGGGGAAAAGUGA
Molecule: messenger RNA, 600 nt
Organism: Orycteropus afer afer
Lineage: Eukaryota; Metazoa; Chordata; Mammalia; Tubulidentata; Orycteropodidae
Source: RefSeq, a predicted model, not a curated record